AUGGCAACUCCGGCAGCCACCUCUUUGGCCCUCACCGUCGUCCUCCUCCUGGUGGCCUUCACGGCAGGCGCCGGCGCAGCCACCUUCAGCAUCACCAACCGGUGCCCCUUCCCAGUGUGCGCGGCCGCGAUGCCGGUGAGCGGCGGCGGCGGCGCGCAGCUGGCGCCCGGCGAGACGUGGACCCUGACGUUCGCGGCCGGCGGGACGGGUGGCAGGAUCUGGCCGCGCACGGGCUGCGCCUUCGACCCCGCCACGGGCCGCGGGGGCUGCCAGACCGGCGACUGCGGCGGCGCCCUGCGCUGCGUGCUCUCGGGCAAGCCCCCCGCGACGCUGGCCGAGUUCAACCUCGCGAACGGCGGCGCCCCGGGCAGGUACGGCAUAUCGGUCGUCGACCGCUUCACCCUGCCCAUGGACUUCUCCUGCAGCGGAGCUGGGGACGGCGGCGUGAUCCGGUGCAGGGACCCCGGCUGCCCCGACGGAAACCACCGCCCCGGCGAGGGCAAGUACCGCGCCUGCCCGGCCUACAGCGACUACCAGGUCGUCUUCUGCCCAUGA
Molecule: messenger RNA, 555 nt
Organism: Triticum turgidum subsp. durum (durum wheat)
Lineage: Eukaryota; Viridiplantae; Streptophyta; Magnoliopsida; Poales; Poaceae
Source: the annotation of a GenBank genome assembly